CCCCAACCACCAAAGCGCGUCCCUCCCCCAGCUAAAAGGAGUGGUCGCCAAGCUCCUGCGCUGCACCCCCUGACCCGAAGGCGCGAGGUGCGGUCUCGCUGUAUAUUCCUGGAGCAGAGGGUAGCGCAAUUACCCCCGCCCCCGUCCUCCCGAUCCAUGCACAGGGAGACCCACGCCCAGCGGCGGCCCCCCAGGCCUCCCUGCAACACCCGGUAAUGCAAUCCACGGGGGCGGGGGAGGCGGCGGCAGCGACAGCAACGACGGCGGCGGCGGCAGCAGCAGCACUGCCUCAAUCUAGAGACAACCAGAAAGCGGAGGAAAAUGGCUCCGAGCAGGGACCGCCUGCUGCACUUUGGGUUCAAGGCGACAAUGUUCUCAAAUAGUGAUGAAGCUGUAAUCAAUAAAAAACUUCCCAAAGAACUCCUAUUGCGGAUAUUUUCUUUUCUGGAUGUUGUUACUUUGUGUCGCUGUGCUCAGGUCUCCAGGGCCUGGAAUGUUCUGGCUCUGGAUGGCAGUAACUGGCAGCGGAUUGACCUGUUUGAUUUCCAGAGGGAUAUUGAGGGCCGGGUAGUGGAGAAUAUUUCAAAAAGAUGUGGGGGCUUUUUACGAAAGUUAAGUCUUCGUGGGUGUCUUGGAGUAGGAGACAAUGCAUUAAGGACUUUUGCACAAAAUUGUAGGAACAUUGAAGUACUGAAUCUAAAUGGAUGUACAAAGACAACAGAUGCUACAUGUACUAGCCUUAGCAAGUUCUGUUCCAAACUCAGGCACCUUGACUUGGCUUCCUGUACAUCAAUCACAAACAUGUCUCUUAAAGCUCUGAGUGAGGGAUGUCCACUGUUGGAGCAAUUAAACAUUUCCUGGUGUGACCAAGUAACCAAGGAUGGCAUCCAAGCACUAGUGAGAGGCUGUGGGGGUCUCAAGGCCUUAUUCUUAAAAGGCUGCACACAGCUAGAAGAUGAAGCUCUGAAGUACAUAGGUGCACACUGUCCUGAACUGGUGACCUUGAACCUGCAGACUUGCUUACAAAUCACAGAUGAAGGUCUCAUUACUAUAUGCAGAGGGUGCCAUAAGUUACAGUCCCUCUGUGCCUCCGGCUGCUCCAACAUCACAGAUGCCAUCCUGAAUGCUCUAGGUCAGAACUGCCCACGGCUUAGAAUAUUAGAAGUGGCGAGGUGUUCUCAAUUAACAGAUGUAGGCUUUACCACUCUGGCCAGGAAUUGCCAUGAGCUUGAAAAAAUGGACCUGGAAGAGUGUGUUCAGAUAACAGAUAGCACGUUAAUCCAACUUUCUAUACACUGUCCUCGACUUCAAGUAUUGAGUCUGUCUCACUGUGAGCUGAUCACAGACGAUGGAAUUCGUCACCUGGGGAAUGGGGCCUGCGCCCAUGACCAGCUGGAGGUGAUUGAACUGGACAACUGCCCACUGAUCACAGAUGCUUCCCUGGAGCACUUGAAGAGUUGUCACAGCCUCGAGCGGAUAGAACUCUAUGACUGCCAGCAGAUCACACGGGCUGGGAUCAAGAGACUCAGGACCCAUUUGCCCAAUAUUAAAGUCCACGCCUACUUCGCACCUGUCACUCCACCCCCAUCAGUAGGGGGCAGCAGACAGCGAUUCUGCAGAUGCUGCAUCAUCCUAUGACAAUGGAGGUGGUCAGCCUUGGUGAACUGAGUAUUUAAUGACACUUCUAGAGUUACAAUGGAGUCUCCAGUGGAAGCAACCCCAGUGUUCUGGGCAAGGGUUACAAAGUGAGGGCAGCGUCCAGAUCCCCAGAGCCGCACAUAACAUGCAUACCCACCCUCACCGCCACCCACUCUAGUUCUGUGACCAGGGGACUGAAGCCCAUGCCGGCUUUAUCAAGUGGAUUGGUGAAACUUAACCAUUCCUGUUGGACAUGCCAAGAAGAAAAUCAUAGGCAAGGCGGAGGGAAGGGGGCAUUCCAGCAAACCCAGUGUUACUGCUUCUGCAGUUUCUUCAUUUUGUGAAGGGGUUUCUUUGGUGAUUUUGGAACAGCAACUGCAGUCCUCCAGGGUCAAGGAAAGCAUAGAAAAACAAUAUAUGUUGUAUCCAGGGACCAGAAAGAAAAUUUCUUUGCAUCCUAUAAAUGGUAGUCAUCCAUCAUGAGAUGACUACAGAGCUGCUGUGCUUCCUUGUUCCCAUGCCAACAUGUGCUGAGCAUGCUCACAAAGAAGGCUCAUCCAUUCCUCCUCCUGUUUUAAGUAUUUGGCCCAGAGGUUUCCUAAAUGGUUGCACUGAAAUCGCUGUGGUCCAAAUGUGAUGACUUACUCACUCAGAUUGUCACUCUCUGUAGCACACUUGUGCACCUGUCUUUCGGUCUUUGUUGCUCCCUCCUGCACUCUUGCUCAGUCUGUCACCUGUUCAUUGUGUGCUUACUCACACUCGAUUGUUACUCUUCUGCUGUUGCUGUGUUUACAGUGUGCAUUUUGGAUGAUUAGUUGGGGUUACCAAACAUUUUUAAAAGAGACAUUAUCAAUAAAUAUUUUUUUAAUUCUAAAUUUUACCAUUAGGGGACCCUGCCUGAAUCUUUGCCAGUGCGAAGGGAAACUGUCACAAAACCGAGAUAUGGUACGAGAAGAAAUUGAGCUAAAACUGUUUUGAUGAAAACAAACUUUGCCUUUUGGUUUCUGUUAUACCUUGUGAUACUAUAAUAAUGCGCAUGAUAUGCCCAGUAUUCUCCCUGCACCUCCCAUCAGAAUCCACUAACUUAAUAAGGAGAAAGAAAUGCAUUAUUAGUAAAGAGUGGAAUGGCAGAUCCCAAAACUGAGCCCGAAAGCACCCCCCACCCAAGGGUAGACAUGUCAAAUAUUCACUGAAAUCUAGGUGUGAGCAGUACCAUCGCGGAUUGGUGUCUGUGAGGUUGUUUUGUUCUAGUAAGAGUGCUGCUAGAGUUGCUGUGCCGUCUAGCUGGUCAGUUUCUCUCUUUUUUUCCCCCUGUUCCAGCCUUUCAGGGACACGAGAAUGACCCUAGAACAGUUGCUCAACUGUAUGUCAGUGUUGAUGGUGUAUCUCAAAUGUUGGCACCUCAAAGGACCAGAACCAUUUCAAAACCUGUCAUUGCUGUCUCUCUUGUGCUCCAGGAUUCCCAUGAAGGAAAUCCAAGGGCAACCAGAUGAAGGCUUUGAGAAGAAGCAAGGGGUUCGGUGUCUCUGCCCAGCAUGGGUAGCAGAGCUGAAGGCCUAUUCAGUGCCCAUAAUUCAGAGUCAAGGAAGAGACUUCCUUCCUUCCCCCAAAAAAGUCAUAAAGGAUGAGGAAACUAAAAUCAGUUUCUAAAGUAUAGGAAGUAGAUUUCUAAAGCCCAAAGUUAGAAGCCUUAUGUGGUUUUUUAAUAGGACACCUUUUUUUUGGGUCUUUUAGGACAUUCUUGUGCAGUCUGCCAUGAUCUUAGAUCAUCUUCUGCAUGAUCCAGGCUGUUAAAAGACUUGUUAUAAUGCUGCAGGUGCUGGCUGUACCAGCAUAUGUAAGAAAAAAGUAGGACUGACUUCUCCACAAGCAAUUCCAUGAAAGGAUGCUAGAAAUCUGUACUGUCCACCAUUAUUUUGCAUGUUAAAUUUACUUUAAGUCCUAUUUUUUAUUAUGCCCUUUUAAAAGCUCAAAUUACUUUCAUUUUUCAUUAUUCCUUCCCCUUAUCCUCUUUUCAAAAUAUCAUAUGAAGAAUAUACUUAAUUUUUUUUAUUGGAGUAUAGUUGGCAUAGGGAUAUACUUUGUAAAAUGAGACUCCUUCUGGUUAUACCCCACAUAUACAGAUGCACACACUUGCACACAUGCUUCCAGAUGUGGUUGAUAAUAUUCAGAUCCCCAGGUAACUCAUUCAGACAAAAGUAAAAAGAGAAAUAUUUAGGAGCCAUCUGCUCUAACAUAUUAUGGUUUUUUUAGUAUUUUCUGAACAAAUUGACCAUAAAACCCUGAUUGGUUAGUGAGUAUGGAUUUAAAUUGCCCACCAGUAGAGGCCAUUAAAGUAUUUCUUUACUUAAAAAGUACAUAAAUGUAAAAGACCCUAUUUACCAGGACACGAACAUCUUGGAAAUGCCGUUUCUCAUCUCAAAGAAUGGACCCAUGUGCAGGUGCCUGUGGACUUGUUCAGGUGAUCCCUGCCUAUCUGGGCCAAGAGCAGAGUCCAGUGAGAAAAAUGAAGUAUGCAGCACUGGUGUGUAUGUGGCCGGGCCUUGUUCCUUUCACAAGAAAACUUCAGGCCCUUCAAGCUUGGAAGGAAAUAGAUUUUUUUUAUGCCAGUCUGCAACCUACACCAGCUAAUGAAAUGUGCCAGGAAUUUAAGAACCCAGAACCUGGUAAGUUUUGGUCAGGUGGAAAGGGCCCCACCAUCCUAUCUUAAUAUCAGGGAUACUUUUGCAAAUUCAGUAAGACUUCAGGGAUUUAGGAAAAGCUUCUUGGCCUGUUCCUUUGACUCCAGCCCUGGCCCUCUCUAUCUUCCAUGAUGAAGAAAUACAGAGUGAAUGGAGAGAUUUGAGAUAUGUUAGAAUACGUCAGCGCUAAUGCAUAGAUUCACAGGUAGCCAGGAGGGGUUACUGCUGUGUCUUUGGAGAAUGUUAUUAAACAUCCAGAUCACCUCUUUUCCAAGCAGCCUUUCCCUCUACAUUUUCCAGCAUCAUUUGCUACAUCAGUAUCUUUUGUGGCCUCUACACUGGCUCCACCAAGGUGAUCCCAGUUUCUUCUUUUUUUUUUUUUUUUUUUUUUUUUUUUGCAGUGCUCCCAUUUUCUUCCUGUACUCAUCCUUGCCUUCUGUUUAAAGCCUCCAUCUUACUCCCAAUGAUGCUGCUGAUUUAUUCUCAGUGUCUCUAGUCUCUAACUUCCUCUUUAGGCCCUUGUCCUGACCGAAGCAAAGUCUCUGGGCAGCCUUGAAUACAGUAACUGUUGUGUGAUUCAGGUCAUUUUUCACUGGGUGGUCUUAGACAUUUGCUUACCAAAAUUUGAAAUCAUACUGUUGGAUAUGAGGAGUAAGGGGAUCAGGCUUUAUCCUUUUUCCCCCCAAUAUUUUGACUAUGAAAGCACAUUGUGCUCUAUGUAAAAAAAAAAAAAAAAAAGAAUUAUUUCCUUCUCCUCUGCUCUUCAGUGGAUGUAUUUCUUAAAUGGCUUUUGUAAAUUUCCACAUUCAUUAAGUUGAUGUAGCAGACCUCCAGCACAUAUUUUAGAGGGACACCUGGCAAAUAUUUUUAUGAUGAUUUAUUUUGGGCUUUCCAAACAAUUUGAACUGUUCGAUACAGGUCUGAUGCUAUAGCAUUCAGGUUCCUUUAUUUCUCCUAAUUGCCUUGUAAAAUGCUUUGUUACCGAUUUGAUAGCCCACUCUUACCAUAAGGGGUAAACAAGGUAUGUGGGAAUUUGUCCUGGUCUGAAGUUGUAGGGAAGUAUGCGUGGCACCGGAAGGAAGAGGGGACUGCCUGCCUGCCUGUGUGAGCAGUAUAUCUUUAGGUGACUGUGAUUUUGAAGAAUAGGAACGCGUGUGGAUUGUGGUUGACCCUUGGCCAUUUAAUGUUUAUUGUGCUAAAAGUCAUGGGUUCCUUAUGACAGGUGAUACUGGUACAGGAGGAGGGGGUUAAAGGAAACAGGUCUGUUCUGCCUUUCCUUCCUUGUGUGCAUGGUGUGAUUAGGUUUCCAUCCCCAUUGUGCAUCCUGGCUGAGGAACUCUCUCAAUGGUAUGCUUUGGGCUUCCAGAACUUUUUUUUUUUUUUUUUUUUUUAAAGAUUGCCUUCCUAUCUGCCCACCAGUUCUAGGAUCUUUAACCACCUCAAACCCAAGCAGUGUGAAUGAGCCGAGACUUGUUUCAGACGACGGGGAGGAUGUUUGUUUGGAGGUCUUGAGGCAAACCCUCCCCCUUACAAUGACCUUGGACCAAAGAACCUAAUAAAUGCUCAAGCAGUAUGAGGAGGGUGAGGGGAAGUAGGAGUCUAAGCCUCUCGUCACCUUUAUUUCUCUCAUAAACUUUAAUUGUAAUAUUGGAAGAUACAGAAAACUAUAUAAGACCAUGUUGGUAGGCUAUAAUUAACCCAGGUAAUUUGGGAAUAACAUUUGGCUGUAUUUGCUAUAUCCAGGUGCCCUAACUGAACAGCUUGGUUCUCCAGCAAAGAACAUGCUGCUCUAAGCUUGCCCUCUCACUUGAGACAAACUCUACUUGCCAGAAACUCAUUUGAGGCACAUAAAUGCUUUUCCUGCAUGCAGGGCUUCUGCAGCUUCCCCUCAUAAGGCCAGUGUCUCUAUUUCUCCAUUUUUAUUCUUAGGAACAUCAGAGAUACAUCUCUGAAGGCUUUGACUCUUAGGAAAGUCAGUAAGAACCUCUCAGCUGAGUCUGAGUGAACCUUUGGAGCCCAACAGAGUUACACCUAAUUUUCAGCAGGGGGUAAAAAAAAUGUCUUGGACAAGCUCACAUGUGGGAUAUUAAGAGAAAUUCCGUAAUGUGCUUCCAUCUCUGCCUCAUGCAUUCUUUGAGUAAGCCCUCGGUGGAGUCUGGUUCGAAGGAGUUGAGUUCAGCCACGGUGUCUCACUGCCCUUUUAGGAAAAAGAACCAUGAGCAACCAGAACUGUAUCAAUGGACUCUAUUUUUUGUUUUUCAGUGUCUUGUUUUGAAGAAUUGGGGUGGGAAAAUGGUAGAUGAGAUUGAAAGUAAAGGAGAGAAUCAGUUCUGGAACUGGGGCACUUUGCUUUGGGUACAGGCCUCUGUCCUGAAUAUGCAGAAACACCUGCCUGAGUAGAUUUGCUUUCCUCUCCAUCCAGUGAACUCUAUGCCCUUCUCACUGGCACGGAGGGCUUCUACCCACCCUGCACCCGACCAGAGUCACCAGAUGGGAAUGGGCACCCCAAAAGAGGCGGUGAAUGAGAAUCCCCAUCCCAAGAAGUGAUGGGAGAAGAGAGGUGUCCAGACACAUACGUUUUUUCUUUUGCCACACCCCAAGAACCCAGGGAAAUCUUUGAAGUGAUGUCUUUUUUAUUAAAGUGGAAGAAGAAACCUUUGCCCCACAAAGUUCCACUUGUCACUGUUGCUAACUACUUACUUUCACUAAUUCAAAUCUGUGUCUCACUGCGGCUCACACACAUGUGUUUCUUACCUUAGCCUAACCCUUCUUAGCCCCUGAAGUCAUUAUUUCUGUCUUCUUCCUCCCUCCCUCCCUUCCUUUUUUUCUUAUGGCACUAGUGAACGACAACCGAAAGUCUUAGAAAAUCCUAACUUGAUAAACGAGUCUCUAACUGGCAUGGUUUGAUUAAUUACUUUACCUCCCACCCGCCUCGCCCCCAAAGACUUGAAUGAUUUUCUUUCCUAGUGCUAGACCUGUAAAAAGUAAAACCUUUGCUGCUGCUUUUCUGGGUUUACAUGUUUUUUCCUGCCCUUAAAAAUAAUUUCUUACCUGUGCUUCUCUGAUGACUGUUACUUUCUAAUAAGUGCAGGAAGGAGGUGAGCCUGAGAUUUCUUCUCUUACUCCCCUCCUCACCCUACCCCAACUCCAUGCUAACCUCUACCACACAUGACCCGUGGGGCAGGGCUCAGCAGAAGCUACAUGCUUAGUGGUUUUGCACUGUGCCUCUGCUCUUUCGGAGCUGGCCCCUGAGGAUCUGUGACUGCCCAAUCCGAAGGGUUAGAAGGGUUACAGUCCUUCCAUUGGUUGGUCCAGGGGAGAAAGGACUUCUGCAUUUUGCCUUUCUCCAUUCCUGUAUAAUGACUCAACCUUCAGCUGCCUCCCACCCUGGCUGCCUCCUCUUUCCUACUAGGAAUGAUUUCCAGGUAACCUGCCUCAGGCGGUUUCUGGCUGCUCUCCUCAGCCUUGCCCACCUUCGGUGACCCUGAGAGCACAGACCUGUGCGGAGGGCAGACAGCUGGGAGGACCACCCCCACCUGACUGCCUGAGGACAGAGCUGGGUGGGCAAAUGGUGCUGCGGGAGAAAUUUUUACCUUCGAACCAGGCUGUUCCAUCCCUGAGCUAACCCCCUCAAACCCCUCUCCCCCUGAGGGGACGGAAGGCAGAGGAUGGUUGACUGGUAGGGCCUGAUCCCAAACCUUGCCUAAGCCUCUUGAAGCCUCUCGGCCUCGCCCCCGAGUGCUUCAGCGCGGGGAGCUGCCGCUUCCCUGUUCCUCCGCCAGGCCUGCCCCCCCGCGCUCAGCCGCUCCCUGUGGCUGACCCGGUCCUGACUUGGUGACUGAGCACCAGGCUCCAUUAGCUGUCCAAGUGACUGCUUCCACCCCAUACUUUUGGCGCUUGAGGAUGGGGGGAGGGAGGGUUAUUUAAAAUAAAAUCCAAGGUGGCAGUAGAGGAUUCCUUUUGCUUUAAAAUCUUUGGACUAAAAGAAAAAUGUUUUUUAUAUAUAAAUAUAUAAAGUAAAUUGUUAUGUAACUAUUACUGUUUCCUGUAUGUUCUAAUUUUGUUUUAUGAUGUAAUUAAAGGAAAUAAGCUGUGAA
This is a messenger RNA of Neogale vison (American mink), 8416 nucleotides long. It is a transcript of the gene FBXL20, whose product is annotated as F-box and leucine rich repeat protein 20. Gene Ontology annotation, biological process: SCF-dependent proteasomal ubiquitin-dependent protein catabolic process. The transcript has 15 exons. Gene Ontology annotation, molecular function: protein binding. Gene Ontology annotation, cellular component: SCF ubiquitin ligase complex. Bases 322 to 1638 code for a protein of 438 amino acids. The record is from RefSeq and is a predicted model, not a curated record. NCBI's taxonomy places the organism in Eukaryota, Metazoa, Chordata, Mammalia, Carnivora, Mustelidae.